This is a messenger RNA of Elephantulus edwardii (Cape elephant shrew), 1243 nucleotides long. RefSeq names its product regulation of nuclear pre-mRNA domain containing 1B (gene RPRD1B). The transcript has 7 exons. Gene Ontology annotation, cellular component: RNA polymerase II, holoenzyme. Gene Ontology annotation, molecular function: RNA polymerase II C-terminal domain binding. The coding region runs from base 263 to 1243 and encodes 326 amino acids. The record is from RefSeq and is a predicted model, not a curated record. Gene Ontology annotation, biological process: mRNA 3'-end processing. Lineage: Eukaryota; Metazoa; Chordata; Mammalia; Macroscelidea; Macroscelididae.
GACGCCUCCGAGUGGCCCUGUCUCUCCGGUUCUUGCCCCUUGACCCUGCGUUCGCGGCGGGGUGAGAGGUCGGGUGGCCAUCUUGUGGCGGCGGCGCGGGCGGCUGUUACUGCGGAGACCCAUCCCCUCCCCCUCCACGCCCCCCAACCUCCACCGAGACGCUGUGUCAGUCAGUAAAGGGGCCGGCGGUCCGUCCUGCGAGGCCCUCGGCCGUGUGCCCUUUCUUUUCCCGCCGCGCUGGGCGGCCCGGGCCGCCACCACCAUGUCCUCCUUUUCGGAGUCGGCUCUGGAGAAGAAGCUCUCGGAGCUGAGCAACUCUCAGCAGAGCGUGCAGACGCUGUCCCUGUGGCUCAUUCACCACCGAAAGCACGCUGGGCCCAUCGUGUCCGUAUGGCAUCGCGAGCUCCGCAAAGCCAAAUCAAAUAGGAAGCUUACUUUUCUGUACUUAGCAAAUGAUGUCAUCCAGAAUAGUAAAAGGAAAGGUCCUGAAUUCACUAAGGAAUUUGAAUCUGUCCUUGUGGAUGCUUUUUCUCAUGUUGCCAGAGAGGCAGAUGAAGGCUGUAAAAAACCCUUAGAAAGAUUGCUGAACAUCUGGCAAGAAAGAAGUGUGUAUGGCGGCGAGUUCAUACAGCAGCUGAAGCUGUCUAUGGAGGACUCCAAGAGCCCUCCCCCCAAAGUUACAGAAGAGAAGAAGUCUCUGAAGCGAACUUUUCAGCAGAUGCAAGAGGAAGAGGAUGAUGACUACCCUGGAAGUUACUCUCCCCAAGACCCUUCUGCGGGACCUCUCUUGACUGAGGAACUAAUCAAAGCUUUGCAAGAUCUGGAAAAUGCUGCAUCAGGUGAUGCAACUGUUCGACAGAAAAUUGCUUCCCUGCCUCAGGAAGUUCAGGACGUUUCUCUGUUGGAAAAAAUAACAGACAAAGAAGCAGCUGAACGUCUUUCAAAAACGGUGGAUGAAGCUUGUCUGUUACUAGCAGAGUAUAACGGGCGUCUGGCAGCAGAACUGGAAGACCGGCGCCAGCUGGCUCGGAUGCUGGUGGAGUAUACCCAGAACCAAAAAGAUGUUUUGUCGGAAAAGGAGAAAAAACUCGAAGAAUAUAAACAGAAGCUUGCUCGGGUAACCCAGGUCCGAAAGGAGCUGAAGUCCCACAUUCAGAGCUUACCAGACCUCUCCCUGCUGCCCAACGUUACUGGGGGCUUGGCCCCCCUGCCCUCUGCUGGUGACCUGUUUUCAACUGACUAG